This is a messenger RNA of Clunio marinus, 201 nucleotides long. Lineage: Eukaryota; Metazoa; Arthropoda; Insecta; Diptera; Chironomidae. The record is from the annotation of a GenBank genome assembly.
AUGCAAUUAAAUAGGAAAAAAGUUGAUUUAAAGUCAGAUUCUGUGAUAAAAUUGAUGAUAUUAGCUUCUCAAACUGCGACAUUGCUUACACAACAAAUUUGUUUCGCUAAAUAUAAUUAUUGUAUUUUAACUUCACAGUUGCUUGAAAAAGAUUCAAAUAAAGGAUCGAAACAUGUCGCAUUGAACGAAAAAACAAGUUGA